UUGUGGGAGAGUCCUCGAAGACAUUGCCAUAUGCCCUUGUCUCUCAAUUGUUCCCAUGACUCCUAUCUCAGCCCUCCUUUACCAAUGAUUCAAGUUGCCUUCUUACACAUAUCCUUUUAUCUCUCUCUCUCUCUCUAUAUAUUCUUGGUUGCGAGCAUUUUAGAACCAACACAAAUCAUUCACACCCUGAAGCAUUCAAAAUUCAUAAGCCAGAACUUCCAAGUCUUUUAUAGACCAUUUUCUUCUCAAGUCUCAUUAAAUAUAAUACAACAAUGGGUUUUCGUCUACCCGCAAGUAUCAGAAGGGCAUCAUUUGCUGCCAACCAAGCAUCUUCAAAAACUUUGGAGGUGCCAAAGGGCUAUCUUGCAGUCUAUGUUGGAGAGAGAAUGAAGCGGUUUGUGAUCCCCAUAUCAUACUUGACCCAACCUUCAUUCCAAGAAUUGUUGAAUCAAGCUGAGGAAGAGUUUGGAUAUGAUCAUCCCAUGGGUGGUCUUACAAUUCCUUGCAGCGAAGAUGUCUUCCAAAACAUAACUUCACGCUUGGUUGGGCUGUAACUCGAUCUCGUACUGUAGAAGACUGACAUAGUUUUGUAGAAUAGGCAUCUUCUCAAUUUGUAAAGAUCUCCUUUUUGAGAAAUAGGAGAAAAGAAAAAAGCUUUAGAAUGAAUGACAAUUUUGUUCCAUUUAUUUUUGUUCAAUGUAAAUGAAUUCAAUUACUCAAGCAGUAGUUCCUCUCUUUUUUCUAUUAA
Messenger RNA from Glycine soja, 748 nucleotides. Its product is annotated as auxin-induced protein 6B-like. The transcript has a single exon. NCBI's taxonomy places the organism in Eukaryota, Viridiplantae, Streptophyta, Magnoliopsida, Fabales, Fabaceae. The coding region runs from base 273 to 554 and encodes 93 amino acids. The record is from RefSeq and is a predicted model, not a curated record. Gene Ontology annotation, biological process: response to auxin.